AUGAAAGUCCAUUAUAUUAAUAUAUUAUUGUUUGAGCUUCCAUUAAAUAUAUUGAUAUAUAAUCAAAGGAACCAUUACAUCACACGUACACCGAAAACAAACACUAGGACAUUAUGCGAAUGUGAAUUGUAUGCACCAUCAAACUAUGAUAAUGACCAAGAAAUGAAAGAAGUAAUGCAACAAUUUGAGGUUCGUACGUCACAAAGAUUUCACGAAUAUGAUGAAAGUUUGCAAAGUAAACGAAUGCAAUGUAAAGAUAAAUGCGAUAAAGAAAUACAAAAAAUUAUUUUAAAAGAUAAAUUGGAAAAAGAAUUAAUGGACAAAUUUGCCACAUUACAAACUGAUAUACAAAAUGAUGCUAUUCCCACAUGUGUUUGCGAAAAGUCGUUAGCAGAUAAAGUGGAAAAAACAUGUUUAAAAUGUGGAGGUUUAUUGGGAGGUGGUGUUGCACCCGGUUGGGGUUUGAUCAGCGGUUUAGGUUAUGUAGGAUGGACAAAUUAUGUUACACAAACGGCUCUGCAAAAGGGUAUUGAGGCUGUCAUUUCAUAUUUAGAACAAAUACCUGGUAUAACUGAUUUACCGGGUUUUAAUUUGGCAAAUAUUAUUAAUCCAAAAAACUAUUCAUCAAGUAGCUUGAUAAUUCAAGCUAUAGAUGCGGCAGCUGGACCCAUAUGUGAUGUUCCAGUUAACGAAUCUCUUAAAUUUUGUGUGCUUUCAUCAUAUAAUGAGAGCACUAUAAUUAAACAGGUAUCCGGUGGUGCAGAAUCGGCUGCUGCAUUUGGUGAAGAAACAGCCUCUGCUGAAGUUGCCAAAUUUGUACCAAAAACUACUAUAUUAACUAAUACUAUAACUACUUCCUUUAUUGUUAUAGUAGUUAUAGUUUUAAUUAUGGUAAUUAUUUAUUUAAUUUUACGUUAUCGACGAAAAAAAAAAAUGAAGAAAAAACUGCAAUAUAUCAAAUUAUUAGAAGAAUAG
This is a messenger RNA of Plasmodium falciparum 3D7, 975 nucleotides long. Its product is annotated as rifin. The record is from RefSeq and is a predicted model, not a curated record. NCBI's taxonomy places the organism in Eukaryota, Apicomplexa, Aconoidasida, Haemosporida, Plasmodiidae.